AUGGACGUGAAGGCAGAGGCAGCUGAAGCCAAGCCCGAUGAUGCGGGCUCGCAAGUAUGUGGGGUGGGGCCGAGCCCGGCCAUCGUGCAAAACCUCAAGGAGAAGGUCGAGCUGGCUUUCUUGGAGGCCACCAAAGAUGCUCACAUCGGCGACAUGAUGUCGCGGUGGUUCCCCCUGACGCUGGAAGGCCAAAGUGAGUUUGCGAAGGUCAUGCUGCAUUAUGUGGGCCUCCCCGCAGUGGCCCAGCAUGUGCAGCCCCACCGGGCGAUCAACCACAUUCCUGCAGACUCCAAGACGGACAUGUGGCUUAAUCCCUGGAUGAUCGAUUACUCACGCCAGUGCAAGUACGGUGAGAGCAGCAAGUACCCGGACAUGUGCACAUUGCGGGUUCACUUUUUCUCGAUCCUGGCUGCCGGCUUCGAAGCUUCGAGAGAGCCUCUCGAUGUGAGGUUUGUUUCCGAGAAAGGUUCCCUGCCCUUGGUAGACGGCAUCGAGCUGUUCAGUGUGAAGCUUGUCGACGGCUUUACGAAAAGCCUGUGCGUCCAGGCUAUCUUCGCACUCCUCAGCAAGCUGGACUACUUGGUUGACGUGACUGCGGAGGACUUAAGCGAGGACGAGAGCAUGGCAACUUGCGUGGCCACUCUGAAGUAUCUUAAGGGCAACUUCAAGCGCCACGACCGCGAGGAGGAGUACCUCUAUGAUGCUCUUGCGCUGACCCAGCGGACUGGAGAGAAACAGCAGGCCAGUCCGAUGGAGUUGGUCUCUGUGUUCAGCGAGGCAGUUCGUUUGAAGAAGAAGACCAUCGGUGCCAAAUCAACCCGCGACCUUCUCAACCUCUGUGUCCAAGAUUACAAUAAGGGGCAGAAGCUCAAGCAGGAAACCGUGAAGAUCAUCUACAAUGUUUUGCGAU
Messenger RNA from Symbiodinium necroappetens, 910 nucleotides. The record is from the annotation of a GenBank genome assembly. Lineage: Eukaryota; Dinophyceae; Suessiales; Symbiodiniaceae.